GUUGCGCGCUGAGGCUGGGAGACACCGCCUGCGGCCCAGCCCGCCCUCUUCCGCUGAGGCCUCCGGCAUGGAAACAUCUGAACCACGUGCCGGAAACCCGCUCACGCCGACGCCGGCGCGCCACUCCUUGUCGUUUGGCGCCGAGCUGCCGCGCAUGUCAUCGCGAGACCAGCUCGCCGAAAUGGCCGCGUCCACUCAAGGGCAUUUUGAGUCACUGGACCUUGCAGAAUAUGCUAAGAAGCAGCCAUGGUGGCGCAAGCUGUUCGGGCCAGAAACUGGGCCCUCGGCUGAAAAGUACAGCGUCGCAACACAGCUAUUAAUCGGAGGUGUCACUGGAUGGUGCACAGGUUUCAUAUUCCAGAAGGUUGGAAAGUUGGCUGCAACAGCUGUGGGAGGAGGAUUUUUUCUCCUUCAGAUUGCAAACCAUACUGGCUACAUCAAAAUUGACUGGCAACGAGUAGAGAAGGACAUGAAGAAGGCCAAGGAACAGCUGAAGAUCCGCAAGAGCAACCACUUACCUACAGAGGUGAAAAGCAAAGCCGAGGAGAUGGUGUCAUUUGUGAAGAAGAACGUUCUAGUGACUGGUGGAUUUUUCGGAGGUUUUCUGCUUGGCAUGGCAUCCUAAGGAGGAUUUCCUCGUUUCCGUUAUUCCCGGUUUCUGUACCUAGAUCAGCCUCUACACUCCAUCAUAGGACAUCGAGUCUCCUCCUCCUCUUCUCCUGUGCCUUCCUCCCUGCUGUAGCAUAUCUGAAUGGCUUCUAUAGGCAUCUGUUGAUACGAACUGAUAAUGACCCUCCUGUGAGCCUCAUGACAACAACGGAAGAGACAAUAGACUACCUGUCCUCCCAGAACACUCCCCACUUGACUGAGCUAUAGGUUAGGAAUGUUCCUUUCCCCCCCGACAUCAGAUACUUACUAGCACACAGUGCAAUAUAGCUCACUGUGGAGGAUAAGUGGAUUCUCAAAGGUGCCCCAAACUUGAAUCAGAACAGGAAUAACAAGCACAUAGAUACCUUAUUAUGUGCGACAUGGAAAGGAACUGAAUACAUUUGCCUUUAAGCAUGAAAGAUUUUUGGUGUCUACUUUCUUUUUUAGUUGGCUUUGGAUUACAGAAAGAGAGGUAUUUAUAACUUACAAUUAUCCUGACAAAAUGGUGGCAUAAACGCUAUAAUUGAAAAGUUACGGAUGUAGAAUGAACUUGUGCUAAACAUAUAUGAUGAACUGAAGAUACGGUGUUUGGUGGGAAAAACUUUAGGGAAAUCAACCAAUAGAUCCAUCAUUGGAUAAUCAGACUUAAUGAAUCAUUUUGGGGCGUUAAGAUGUUAUCCGGGGAUGGGGGGUUUCCACCAUACAGGAUAAUGCAUCUCAUGGCUAUUCCCAAAGUGUUUAUUUAUGGUCAAAUAAAUGACUUUAGCUGGGAGGAGGAAGCUCUUGGUUUUGUUCUGUUUUUUUUUUCAUACAGUUUUAAGCUUUGAAAUGUGAAGUAUUCUUUACUUCUUGACAAAGCAUUAGGGGUAGUUGGCUCCUUUGUGCCAAUUCUGUUUCUUUACCCAGUUAGUAUAAAAUACGUAACAUUUGAACCAGUUUUAAAGAGGUAGCAUCCCUGUCCUGGCCAAUUUGACUCUGGUUAGAGUGUCAGCCCAUGGACUGAAGGGUCCCAGGUUCAAUUCCGGUCAAGGGCAUGUACCUGGGUUGCAUGCUCGAUCCCCAGCCCUGAUAGGGGCAAGUGCUGGAGGCAACCAAUGGAUGGGUCUAUCUCACAUCGAUGUUGCUCUCUCUCUGUAUCUCCCCCACCCACUCUCUCUAAAAACCAAUGGAAAAAUAUCUUUGGGUGAGGACACAAUAAAAUAAAAAUGUAGCAUCCCAGGUAUUCAGAAUUGAGAAUGGUGGCAUAACACAUGUGAAAUAAAUUAUUUCCAUCAUGA
Messenger RNA from Eptesicus fuscus (big brown bat), 1925 nucleotides. RefSeq names its product FUN14 domain containing 2 (gene FUNDC2). Gene Ontology annotation, biological process: autophagy of mitochondrion. Gene Ontology annotation, cellular component: mitochondrial outer membrane. The coding region runs from base 68 to 625 and encodes 185 amino acids. The record is from RefSeq and is a predicted model, not a curated record. The transcript has 5 exons. Lineage: Eukaryota; Metazoa; Chordata; Mammalia; Chiroptera; Vespertilionidae.